AUGUCGCUCGAAGCAACGAUGAUCAUUGUGGAUAAUAGUGAAAGUAGCAGAAAUGGAGACUAUACCUCAACACGAUGGCAAGCACAGGUCGAUGCUGUCAGCGUCAUUCACAGCGCCAAAAUGCGCGUGCAUCCACAGUCUGCUGUUGGGCUCAUGAGUAUGGGUGGCAAGGGUCCUGAAGUUCUUUCGACAUUUACCUCCGACUUUGGCAGCAUUCUCGCCGGUCUGCACCGCACCAAGAUUCAUGGCACUGCCCAUCUCAGCUCCAGUAUACAGGUGGCUGGCCUUGCUCUAAAGCACCGUUCCGAAAAGUCUCAGAGACAACGCAUCAUCGUUUUUUCCUGCUCCCCUAUCGAAGAAGACGAAAAGACACUGGUCAAGCUGGCUAAAAAGAUGAAGAAGAAUAAUGUGUCGAUCGACGUUAUCGCCUUUGGAGACCUGGAGUCCGAUCAAACCAAGAAAUUGGAAGCGUUCGUGGAGAAUGUCAAGGGUGGUGACGGCUCCAAUCUAGCCAUCAUCCCUCCGGGACCGAACCUGCUCAGUGAGGAGCUUCAGGCCACGCCUAUCUUGGGCGGUGAGGCGGGAGUAGGCGGCGCCGGUGCGGAAGGUGGUGACGGCGGCUUUAAUUUCGAGGACGCUGCUGAAAACGACCCUGAGCUCGCAUUCGCCCUGCGUCUUUCACUCGAGGAGGAAAAGAAUCGACAGGAGAAGGAGAAGCGUGAGAGGGAAGAGGCUGAGCGCAAAGCGAACCUGGAAAACAUCCCCGAGGAAGGCCAGCCGGGUGGUGAAUCGAGUGGAAGCCAAGACAAGAAAGAGGACGGUGACAAGAUGGACACCGCUUAA
Molecule: messenger RNA, 843 nt
Organism: Aspergillus udagawae
Lineage: Eukaryota; Fungi; Ascomycota; Eurotiomycetes; Eurotiales; Aspergillaceae
Product: proteasome regulatory particle base subunit RPN10
Exons: 4
Coding region: 1-843 (280 amino acids)
Biological process (GO): proteasome-mediated ubiquitin-dependent protein catabolic process
Cellular component (GO): proteasome regulatory particle, base subcomplex; cytosol; nucleus
Molecular function (GO): polyubiquitin modification-dependent protein binding
Source: RefSeq, a predicted model, not a curated record